Messenger RNA from Fundulus heteroclitus (mummichog), 1488 nucleotides. RefSeq names its product coiled-coil domain containing 107 (gene ccdc107). Gene Ontology annotation, biological process: protein localization to cell surface; synaptic transmission, cholinergic. Bases 249 to 1244 code for a protein of 331 amino acids. The record is from RefSeq and is a predicted model, not a curated record. The transcript is spliced from 6 exons. NCBI's taxonomy places the organism in Eukaryota, Metazoa, Chordata, Actinopteri, Cyprinodontiformes, Fundulidae. Gene Ontology annotation, cellular component: neuronal cell body; neuron projection; intracellular membrane-bounded organelle.
AAGUCUCUCUACCGGAAGUGCUCCGUGUGAGCUAACAACAGGGCGCAGCUGUUCUGGGCUGAACACCCCUGGCGUUGGAGUGGUAAAAGACAGCUUCCGGCACCCGCUGCCCUGAUAGCUUCAGGUUAUAUUCGGUUGCAGGUGAUUUUUCCCACCCCCAGCUUGUUCGGUUCUUGUUAGCGGCUAGCAGCUGCCCGUGUGCGCCCGGCGUUAGGUGCCCUUGCCUCGGCUGUUUCUCAGCAGCAGGGAUGGUGUUGUCAACAUCCCAACAGGUCGCCCUGGCGUUCACGGCGGUGCUCCUCACGUUUGUCGUCCUGCCGAGGUUGUUCGGGGUUGGCGGGGGGACAGCGGCGAAGGAAACCAAGUUCGACCCUCGCUACAACAGGAAAGGUCCAGGCCCGGGCGCAUCGAGGGGUCAGUCUGUCGGUGUAAACUCCCCCGGCUCGCAUCAGAGCGCUGACAGCAUCCAGCAGAUGAAGAAACGCAUGGAGCAGGAGAUGAAGAGCGACAAGUACAAGUCCAACAACAGCAAAGGCUACGUGUUCACGCUAAUGCCCCUCUAUGCCAUCGGAGUGGGAGUGUUUGCAGCUUACAAGUUUCUGAAGAUCAAGUCUUCAGAUGACAAGGCACAAAAGGACAAAUUUGCUAAAGGAGCCAAAAAGUCAGCAGAGGCAGAGAACCAGUUAAAUGAGUUGGAGCAAAGGCUGGCCCAGACAGAAAGGAUGCUCAACUCUAUCCUCACCCAGCUGGACCCACUCACAAACUGUGUCAAAUCAGUGGCCCAGGAGCAGAAGAAUGAGAUCAUGUCUCAGCUUCAGACCAUCCGCUACCUGAUGAAGAAGAGGGGCAUGGACUGUCCGCCGCUGAAUGGCAAUGACGUUUCACGCGGGCAAAAUCUGGACGAGCUGAUUGAGUCCAUCGGAGCCAGCCAGACCUCCACAGCAGCGAACACGCAGCCCUCCCCUGAGACCUCAGAAGCUCCUCAGAAGGUUUCCAAGCAGCCUUCUGAUGGCGGAGAUGAGGCUGCAGCACAGGGCGAAGAGAUGAUGGAGCUCCGACCAGAUGAAUGUAUUGGUGAAGAAGAGGAUCUAGAAGCAGAGGAGACGGAUGAUCAAGGAGAAGACGAGGUGGAAGGCUUGGAGCCUACAGAGCACGAGCCUCCUUCAACAUGCGAGACAAACAUUGAAGAGGUCUGUGCCGAGCAGCCUGUAACCGGUCUCAGACGGCGCAACAGGCCUGAAUGAACCCUCUGCUAGGAGAUAGAAAUGUGACAGUUUACUAGGAAUAUUUAUUAUCUGAAAGGCUUCCACAGCUCAUGCGGUCAUGACAUGAAACAUAAGAAACUUGAACGAUUCUGUCUGCUGGUUCCAGUCUCAACGACCAGCAGGAGCUGCUGCUGAGGGCACCAAGCAACAAUAGCUGCAGAUGGGGUGUUAGCGCUUAGUCUUCAGCUUACAGACCUAUGUCAAUAAAUUAGGGUAUUGUCAA